Penicillium soppii is the source of this 2034-nucleotide messenger RNA. RefSeq lists its product as uncharacterized. The record is from RefSeq and is a predicted model, not a curated record. Gene Ontology annotation, biological process: regulation of DNA-templated transcription. Gene Ontology annotation, molecular function: zinc ion binding; DNA-binding transcription factor activity, RNA polymerase II-specific. Lineage: Eukaryota; Fungi; Ascomycota; Eurotiomycetes; Eurotiales; Aspergillaceae. The transcript has 3 exons. The coding region runs from base 1 to 2034 and encodes 677 amino acids.
AUGGACAUCAGAUUCAGUGAUUCUCCAGAUGAGCCGGAGUCAAAACGCAGAAAAGUGCGAAAGGGAACCCGCAGUUGCUGGGAGUGCAGGCGGCGGAAAGAAAAGUGUACAUUCCAGUCAUCCACCGAUGCAAUCUGCAUUCGCUGUCAGCGUCGUGGCGUAAAGUGUGUUGGUCAAGAGUUUCCGGAGGUUGAGCCUCUCGUCGAGCAGACGUGGAAAAGACGUGCCAAUGACUUAGAUCCACUUGGUCCAGUUAUACCGGACAGAGAAGAGAGUGAAAAUGUCCCAGGUCUUUUGACUCCAACUUCAAUGUCUCUUGAACCUUCGCGUAUCCUGUCUACAUCUAGUCCUUCCGCAGGAAAAGAGACAAUCGGGCCUGGGCCGACUACCCAUCCUGUCUUGAUAGCGAGAUACAUGCUUUAUGUCGCGACCUUCUUGCAGCACAUUCCAGGAUCCCCUCACCAAGGAAUCCCAGAGCUUUCGGAACCACCUCACGAGAUAAUGGAUCGGCUAGCCGACAGUGCUAUCGCCCUCGUUAUCUCCAACGAUGAUCUCGUCGCUUGUAUCGAAGGAUUGGAGUGUAUGAUUAUACAGAGCUGGUACCAGGUUAAUGGCGGCAAUUUGAGAAAAGCUUUGAUUGCUGUCCGCAGAGCUAUGACAGUUGCACAAUUAAUGGGACUCCAUCGUGCUGAGAGCCACAUUCAGUGCAAGCUUCUUGACCCGCAUACGGAAGCUCAUCCACAGUUUCUAUGGUUCCGAUGCCUAUCCCUCGAACGCCACCUUUGCUUGAUGCUAGGACUGCCACACGGAACUCUUGGCGAUAGCAUGGCUUCAGAAGCGGCUCUAAAAACGGAAACACCGAUGGGAUACCUUGAGCGAAUACAUUGUGUUAUCUCAUUCCGUAUUCUCGAACGCAACCACUCGGCCCUCAUCCCACACGAUUACUCAUUGACUAGGGAGAUCGAUGGAGAUUUGCAGAAAGCAGCGACGGAGUUACCGUGCAAAUGGUGGCUCACUGCGGACUUGGUUUCGGUCAAAGACCAACCAGAGGCAAUGUUUUGGGAGAUGCGACGACUGUUUCAUCAGCUUUAUCAUUACAAUUUGCUGAUUCAAAUUCACUUACCAUACAUGAUUUGCUCGCCGACUGGUCAAAAUUACGAUUACUCACGCAUAACCUGCGUGAACGCAGCUCGAGAAAUUCUUUCGCGUUUUCUCGCGUUCCGUAACUUCAACAUAUUUGCUUUCUCCUGUCGUACGUUCGACUUCUUUUGCCUGAUGGGGGCGAUGACACUAUUGCUAGCGCACAUCGACGGCCAUCGACGUGUUAUAGCUACCAGCACCGAUCCCCCGGGACAACACAUGACAACAUCAGAAAGCUUGCUUGCGCAUCAACGGCCCGGCGACCGUGCGCUAGUGGAGCAAAUUCAGGAAAGCUUCGAGUACGCCAGUCGAACGGAGACAGACAAAUUGAGUACAAAUAUUGCGGACUUGCUGCGGCAGUUGAUGAAUAUUGAGGCUGAGGCAGCAGCUAAAAGUUUGGCGCUACCCGCAAAGACAUAUCCCCAUAUUUCUUCAGGAAUUGACGAGAAUAAAGGCCAUGCUGUUCAUCUCCAAAUACCAUAUUUGGGAACUAUUCAAAUCACACACAAUGGGAGCAUUUCUAAGUUACCCAAUUCUCAGACAAGUAUAGGAAAUCCGAACCAAAGCAGAGUUCAAGCGGCUCUUGGAUCUACUUCCGAUGUCGCACGAGAGCAAGGUUCUAAAUUCAACGAUUCUCAUAGAACUUCUCAUGGCAAAAACGCGUCAGGAGAUACUUUCCAUGUGGGGCCCUCAGUUGGAUCCGCUGCUGAUGUUAAUCGUCACGUUGCAGCGCCCGCUGUAUCACAGUGCUCCAGUGCUAUGGAUGAACCUCUCUUGGGGGGAUAUGAAGAUCCCCUUUUUGCUGUCGGAACUGAUGACUGGGCAUUCCAAGGGGUGGACAUGGCUUUCUUUGAUAACUUGAUGAGAUGGAGUGGCGAUGAUAGCAAUGAGUAG